GCGGGGCGAAAGCGGCUCGCAAUCGCCUAAGUUGUGGUAAAACCGUGUGAUCGCCGAUUGCUCCUGACUCCUGAGGGGUUGGACUCCAUGGAGCUUACCUCAGCAAGGUGUAAUCAGCCAGGUAGGGCAUUUUGUCUGUCUGACAGAAAUAUCGAGGCACAACCAAAACCCCGUUGAAGAUUGAGGAUGGGCAUGGCGGGAUGAAGGUAUCCGGAUGACCUUGCGGUUUCUCCACGUUUUGGCGUUGAGGACAAGGCCAAACAUGCCCGGGAGACUUUGCCCCGCCUCCGCAAAAUGUGUGGUCCGUCACACUAGCGUCCGUGCCAAGGAAGAGGUGGGACGGUGUCGUAGGUACUUCACAGAUGGCCUCAAAUCCAUAGGUAUUCACCAGGGAGUCCUCGAGUCGCAUGUUGUGCAGUGUAAGAUCUCUGCCAUCACAGUAUUGUUCUGCGCAGGAUGUAUUGUAUGUACAUAUAUACAGUACACUUACACCUUGAGGCUCUCACGAUAUAAUCUGUGCGACCGCGCCCCUCGAGGUACUGUACCCGGCCAGAGACUUAACAAAGGUGCCUGCCUAUGGAUGUACAAUAGCAACCUGGGACGUAAGAGGAUAUCGUCCGAUUCACUACCUUUCUAUUUUCUCGCGUGACUCCAAAACUCCGAGCAAUGAUGCCAAACCCAGACUCAGCCGGCGAUA
Messenger RNA from Canariomyces notabilis, 697 nucleotides. RefSeq lists its product as uncharacterized. The record is from RefSeq and is a predicted model, not a curated record. Bases 215 to 649 code for a protein of 144 amino acids. Lineage: Eukaryota; Fungi; Ascomycota; Sordariomycetes; Sordariales; Chaetomiaceae. The transcript has a single exon.